Molecule: messenger RNA, 1356 nt
Organism: Nicotiana tabacum (common tobacco)
Lineage: Eukaryota; Viridiplantae; Streptophyta; Magnoliopsida; Solanales; Solanaceae
Source: RefSeq, a predicted model, not a curated record
AUGGUCGUUCCCAAGUAUUGUGAUCCUAAGACUAUUUACACACCAAAGGACAUACAAACUGACAUGUUAUCCGAACAUGGACUGAACCUAAGCUACAUGAAAGCAUGGAGAGCCAAGGAAAAGGCUUUACAGUUUUUGAGAGGGAAUCCGUCUGACUCCUACAGCAAAUUACCCAAAUAUUUUUAUAUUCUUGAGGAGACUUAUCCUGGUUCUAUUGUUAAAUUGAAGAAGGCAGCAGAUUAUUACUUCUUAUACGCAUUUGUUGCUCUUUGUACAUCAAUAAGUGGUUGGCAACAUUGUAGGCCAGUAGUAGUGGUUGAUGGGACAUUCUUAAAGUCAGCCUACAGGGGGAUUAUGCUUACAGCAAGAACCAUGGAUGCAACAGGUACUAUAUUUCCCUUGGCAUAUGCUGUGGUUGAUUCUGAAAACGACGCGUCUUGGAAGUGGUUCUUUGAGCAAUUCAAGGAGGCAUAUGGUGAAAGACCUUCAAUGUGUGUUGUUUCAGAUAGGAAUGAGAGUAUACUGAAGGCAACAUCAAUUGUCUAUCCGGGCAUGCCACACUACUCUNCACGGUCAUACACUCUGGAUGAAUUUAAUGAAAGGAUGUUGAAGAUUGAAGAGGUAGACCCGCGUGUGAAAUCUUACCUAUAUGAUAUUGGCUAUCAUAGAUGGUCAAGAGUACAUGCAACGGUGAAUAGAACUUUUACUAUGACAUCAAACAUUGCCGAGUCGUUGAAUGCUGUAACAAAAGAUGCAAGAGAGCUGCCAAUAUUUGAUCUAUUAGAGUAUAUGAGGACGCUUCUUGAACGUUGGACGAAAGAGAAGUUAUUGAAGGCAAAGGGUACUUUCACAUACCUUGGGUACAAAUUCAACAAAGAAUUGGAUGACAACAAUACAUUAUCUCAGAAACUAAGGAUGAGGGCUUCAACAUAUCAUAUACAUACUAUGUUAGAUGGUGUGAAGUGGUACAUUGUGUGUCUAGAAAACAAGAAAUGUAGCUACGGACAAUUCCAACUUGAUGAACUUCCAUGUGCGCAUGCUUUGGCAGCAUUAAGGCACAGGAAUGAAACAUACGAAAACUAUGGCUCUCCGUAUUACACAAGGAAGAGCCUUCUGCUUACCUAUGAAAUGCCAGUAAAUCCUCUUCCUGAUGAAAGCAAAUGGGAUGUGCCACAACAUAUUUUGGAUGAGGUAGUAAAGCCACAUGCGAGAGAUAAAAGGCAGCCAGGGAAACCUCACAAGGAAAGAUAUAAAACAUUUGAUGAAAUAAAGUCAAAGAAGUACAAGGUGUCAUGUGAAAAUUGUGGAGGUGAAGGGCAUAACAAAAGAACUUGCAAGAAUGCGCCCAAUUUGUAG